AUGGUCAAAUUUGCCAAUCAAGCUGAAUUAAACAAUGCUUUAGUAAACUUUAGACAAACCCAAACUGGUUGGGUCUUAAUUACCUACAAAACUCCAACUGAAUUAGAAUAUAAACAAUCAGGUACCGAUAUUGCAGCACUUGCCUCAUUACUCGAAGAUAAUCAAAUGGCCUAUAUUCUCAUCCGUUUAGAAUACACUCCAAACGACCCAGGUUUCAAGGAAGGUGGUUUAGAUAACAAAGCUAAUUUCAAAGAUAUCUUUAUUUCAUGGACCGGUCCAAAAGUUGGUAUUCUUGAAAGAGGUAAAAAAUCAGAACACAGAGGUGAUGUUCAAGCUUUAUUACAACCACACCACGCUGAUAUUAGUGCUAUUAAUAAAGCCAACUUUAACGCCGCCACCAUCAAAGAUCGUGCCAACCCACUCUCAGGUUCACACGUCAUUGAUUAA
Dictyostelium purpureum is the source of this 447-nucleotide messenger RNA. RefSeq lists its product as uncharacterized. Gene Ontology annotation, cellular component: cortical actin cytoskeleton; actin filament; site of polarized growth. The record is from RefSeq and is a predicted model, not a curated record. The transcript has 2 exons. The coding region runs from base 1 to 447 and encodes 148 amino acids. Gene Ontology annotation, biological process: regulation of actin filament polymerization. NCBI's taxonomy places the organism in Eukaryota, Evosea, Eumycetozoa, Dictyosteliales, Dictyosteliaceae. Gene Ontology annotation, molecular function: actin filament binding.